Didymella exigua CBS 183.55 is the source of this 927-nucleotide messenger RNA. RefSeq lists its product as uncharacterized. The transcript has a single exon. The record is from RefSeq and is a predicted model, not a curated record. NCBI's taxonomy places the organism in Eukaryota, Fungi, Ascomycota, Dothideomycetes, Pleosporales, Didymellaceae. Bases 387 to 869 code for a protein of 160 amino acids.
GACCGUGUUACCUUCAAGAUAAAGGCUGAAGUCUUUCGUGUGCAGCGGUGGGUGUUAUUUAGUACGCGUCUGACCACAGUGCUGUUAGGGAGCCUCUCUUUGGUCACUGUAGGCUGCAGAGCGGCGGAACUACGAGGCGUCGAGAUAAACGGUGCGAUUCUGCACCGAGGUUUGACAGACCGAAGAGUGUGUAGAACAAGAUCGCGCAGAACGGAGCUUGUGAAGUGCGUCGUUUCAGUUCGCUACAGUCUUGAAGCGAAGUGGGCCAGAGGCCGGCAGCGAUCAGCAGUGGAUGCUUUGACGGCCAUGAGGCGAAAUGCGUCAAGUUCCAUUCGAACUGCUGAUAGCCAGCAGUCAAGACAGCACAAUCGACCUUCCAUUUCAGGAUGUGCAUACAUUUGCUCGGUGACCUGGUAGUCGGUUCUUUGAUGUCGUGCAGCGACUUGGAGGAACACAUUCAGCUGUGCCGUAUGACGGAGGAAUCAACCGUAAGUGCUGAGAGCUGUGAAGACAAUGAGGCCCAGUUUGUACACAGAUCGCACGCCACAGGCGUGGUAAAAGAGGGUGGGGGACCAUUGGUCACGAGCGCACGCUUCCACGAAGCCUGGCUGGUCACGGCUUGCGGCCACGGCAGAUCCAUCAACAAAUCGAAAGAAAAGACGGCCAUGACCCUGAGCGUAAGCAGUGUCUUGCGUGUCAUUGAAAGGAAUGCAAGUACUUCAAUCAAGGUGGAACGGAUUGUCUGUAAGCUGUACUUCCUUGAUGCCGAUCACGUCUAUAGAACGUGGAACAGACUCGGCCAGAGGGCUGUGAAUGCCUUGGACACGAGAACAGUCAUCGAGAAUGCCACGACGCAGGCUGCGCAUUGAUGGAAGAGCUGGCUUGUGAUGCUGAAGUGUCGUGACCGUUUGAACAGGUCUAGAAGGC